Messenger RNA from Pecten maximus, 2919 nucleotides. RefSeq lists its product as uncharacterized. The transcript is spliced from 8 exons. NCBI's taxonomy places the organism in Eukaryota, Metazoa, Mollusca, Bivalvia, Pectinida, Pectinidae. The record is from RefSeq and is a predicted model, not a curated record. Bases 143 to 2551 code for a protein of 802 amino acids. Gene Ontology annotation, molecular function: chitin binding. Gene Ontology annotation, cellular component: extracellular region.
CGCUUCCGCUCGUGCAUCAACAUAUGCUUUCCAUUAUCUCCUACACAGUGACUAUGACAUUUGGUUGACUCUCUAACAAGGAAGUUUUUGAUAAGAAUAACAUACGUCGACUUCACACUGCUUCUAUUAUUCAUUUACAAAGAUGAAUACUAUAGCAGUGUGUGUGUCUAUUUUCUGUGCUGGUGUGAUAGUAGGUACCCUGGGGUUGGAUCAGACGAUGCAACCCGGGGGUAAUGGUGCGAAUGUGGUCGAAGCAGUUGUUUCCAGGAUUCGAGAGUCGUGCCUGUUUGCCGACGACAAAGGCUUCUUACGGCGUCUGGCGUACGUCCAAUCUUACGACGGAACCGACCCGAAGACGUACCGCCCUGGUUUUGAUGGAGGUAUAUGGCAGUUAAGCCUUCCCAAGUUCCUGGAAACGAAAUACAACAAUCAACUACUCCACGAAUAUGACAUGCUUGUGCAGAAGUUCAAUAUAGACUGGGGCGAGGUAAAUUGGAAUGAUCUUAGGAAGCCACUGUACUCGGGGAUAGCCGCCGCUCUCUUCACAAAGAUACAUGGAGGCGUGGGAUGGCGGAUCGAGGACCAGGGCCAGUUCUUUGCCAAUAAUUUCCUUAGUAUGGGUGGAAACAAUUUCACCAAUCUUGCAGAAAUACUUGCCCAAGGCUGUUCAAACACAAAGAAGAUAGAUUUGGCAUUUGUUAUGGACCAGUCUAACAGUCUAUCCGCCGAUGAUAAUUUACGAUCGAAAAUGUUCAUUCAGGACAUCAUCAACGACUUCCCUGUCUCGCCGGACAAGACAAGGGUUGCUAUGGUGACCUACUCCACACAUGCUACUACAAGGUUUUUUCUGGACACGUACAACAGCAAGAGCGACGUGUCUACUGCAAUAGACAACAUACCAUUUGAUAGUGGCACCACUGCAACUGACGAAGCUCUCAAGAAAACAUUGACGGAGGUCUUCCAGGUGUCUCACGGAAGCCGGACGGAUGCGGUGAAGGUCCUUAUCGUCAUCACGGACGGCGCUUCCAAUGACCGCCUGAAUACACUGCACGCUGCCGAGGCCAUCCAUGUAAACAACAUUGUCACAUUUACAAUUGGUGUGGGCAGCCAUAUCAAUCAAGGCGAGCUCAACGCCAUCGCAACAAGUCCGUCAUGUACACACGUAAUGACGGUGUCUGGGUUCACUGACCUGACGGCUCUUAAACAAGAGAUUCAGGAAAAGACAUGUAGAGCACCCUUAUAUAUUAAAAUGAACCACACCUACACGUGUGUUAUGGAAGAGUGCCCUCCCCUUGCUGUCAUUACACCACCAGGAGGCGUUACUGUAGAGACUAAUGUAACCUGCGGUAAAAUCACAUUAUUCACGGCGUUCGGGAGCCCAUACCCUGGAAACUCAUACUAUGAAACGCAAACUCAAACCGAGGCUACUGAUCUUGGAAUCGUGUUCCGAAAUACUACCACCACCCAGACUCUUUUCAUGGGUUUAGGGGAUGCACUCAAAUUGACCAAUGGGACCAGGGGCUGUACCAUCAACGUAACGCCCUACAAUGGGGAUCAUCGUGACCAUGAAAUCAAAUGCUACCAGAACGGCGUACAGAUCAAGUGUCCAGACGACUGUAAAGAACAUUGGGGUUAUGGCAAUAUCUGCACCAAGGAAACACUUCUAGCUGGAAUCACCAAAUUUCCACAUCCGGAUGAUCAUACCAAAUACUUGGAGUGUGAUAACCAGGGUAAGCUGUAUGUGGUACAAUGCCCCCAGAACGAGUCCUACUAUGAUGCCUGUAAGCAGUGUGUUGGUGCUGAUACACCCUGCGUCGUAUUAGGAACCCCGCUCGCCCACGCCAUAGGAAAUCCCUGUUCAGUAGAAGCAAUCUUGGCGAACAAGUUUUUCUUCACUUAUCCGUCCGACGUAACCAAGUUUAUCCACUGCGACGUGUGGGGGAAGGCGUGGGUACGACCGUGUCCCACAGGAGAGGAAUGGGACCAGCAUGAGUUGACCUGUAUCGUGCCCUCCAAUAUUGCUAACCCUUGUCAUCUUAGAGCUCCUGAUGGCCCGUUACUGUACACAUACCCAUGUGACCCGACGAAGUACAUCCAGUGUGAUCUCUGGCAUGAGUCGUUCACACGCCAAUGCAAUCCGCCAAAUUUCUACUUCCAGCAGUCAUCACAGUCAUGCGUAAAUCCAAACUCAUUCGUGCCUAAUACACCAGCCCCCGGAACUUGUAAUGGAAAUUCAGUCACCAACCCUUCUGGCAUUGUGACAGCGCCUCCAACCAUAGGACUUCCGGUGGUUAACACGCCGUCAAUCAACGGGGCGUAUCCCUUCUGUAGCCAAUGUCCCCUGUUCACUACACCCUGUGACGCGGACCACAUCAGCCACGCGAAACUGUUUUUCCCUGUGCUUGGUGAUCGCCAUCACUAUAUCCAAUGUGAUUUGACGGGCCAUAUGUACUUGCAGUCCUGUACCAACAACGGACUGGACUUUUUUGAUCCCAUUACUAACACGUGUGUUGACGGCAGUCUGGCAAUCGACAAUCAGCUGGGCCGCUGACGAAUUCGUUAUGUGUUAUUUUGAUCUUCAUUACAAUUAGCACAUCCCUAACAUUUGUUCUUAGUUUUAUUGUGGUUGUACGAUAUAUUUUAUAUAAAGGCAUGAAAGUGGACCGAGUCUAUAAACCUGUUUCUUGUUAAAGAAAGUUCAUGAUAAGUCUUAAGCAGCGGUUUCCCGCUAUAAACCUGUAUUUGAGGAUAGAGAAAUCGCAGCAAAAAAAUGUUUUCAAAUAUAUCAGAAAGUUUUCUAGUUAUUCUUUGUUUCAAUAUUGAUAAUAUCAAACUUAAUCCGUGUUAAUCCGAGUUGUAUUCAUGGUGCUGUAUUGUACAAUCAAAUUUAGUUAUAUAUAAAACGUCAGCAUCAUACAA